Molecule: messenger RNA, 705 nt
Organism: Parathielavia appendiculata
Lineage: Eukaryota; Fungi; Ascomycota; Sordariomycetes; Sordariales; Chaetomiaceae
Exons: 3
Coding region: 1-705 (234 amino acids)
Biological process (GO): post-translational protein targeting to membrane, translocation
Cellular component (GO): Sec62/Sec63 complex
Source: RefSeq, a predicted model, not a curated record
AUGUUUGACAUAGACUGGCGGGGCUUGCUGCUCCCCCUGGCGUAUCUGGUGGUGCUGGUCGGCACCUUCAUGACAUUCUCUACAGUGUACCGCAAGAGGAAAGCCCUCGAGAGCGCGAAUUUGGCGCCAUGGUUCGGCCCGCACCUGCAACGCAACAUCUACCUGUCGCUGCUACACAUGGAGCCCGAGGAAGGAUCCGAAAAGUCGCCCAGGGUCCCCGAUAGCGUCAUCCGGGCCGCGCUGCUGAGGCGCGCCGUCGAAGACAUCCACCGCAUCAUCCAGAUCCGUUCCGCCAAGCAGGCCUGCAGUUCGUUGCUGCAGCGAGGGAGCGUCGGCGACGACCUGUGGCAGCGGUUCCAACGCGCCGAGAAGGAGAUGGAGGAAGAGCUGCGAGAUGUCGUGAUGGAGGCCAAUGCGCUCGUCCCGGGAUGGGGCCAAAUAAUCUUCCAGUCCGCCAACGAGAUCGCCGCUAACAAGGCGCUGCGCGAUCGGCUUGAGGAGAUCGAGGCGCAGACGGAGCAUGACAAGGAGUGGUGGGAGAAGCGCCGUGCCAGCAUCAAGACGGAGUUCAUGAAGGAGCUGGACGAGGAGUCGGUGAAGGGACAGGCCAAGGUCGGUAGCGACGACGAGGCCGUCCUAGUGGAUACAAACACUCCGUCAGCAACCCCGUCAGGGGUAUCCAAGAAGAAAAAGGCCAAGAAAUAA